Paramisgurnus dabryanus is the source of this 2204-nucleotide messenger RNA. Its product is annotated as zinc transporter ZIP9. Gene Ontology annotation, molecular function: metal ion transmembrane transporter activity. NCBI's taxonomy places the organism in Eukaryota, Metazoa, Chordata, Actinopteri, Cypriniformes, Cobitidae. Gene Ontology annotation, cellular component: membrane. The record is from RefSeq and is a predicted model, not a curated record. Gene Ontology annotation, biological process: transmembrane transport; zinc ion transport.
CGCGGUUUUCCUCAGAGCAUUCGUGUCAUGUAAUGUUGUUUCUCGUGCUGUAGGUGUGUCGUUUCGGGUUUCGAUGUGAUAUUGAGGGUGGUAAUACAUGGAGAACUUCACUAUGACUUACACUUAGUCUUUAGAAAGGAUUUUGUGUUAUUUUUUGGUGUUUUUUGGUUUCUUGAAUGUUUUUAACAGAAGAGCUGAAGGAGUCAUGGACGGAGCUUUGGCUGUAUUUCUCCUUUCUUUAGCGAUGUUUUUGGGCUGUUUAUUGCUAGGGAUUAUUCCACUAUUGAUCAGUUUAUCAGAGCAGAAACUGCAGCUGAUUACUGUACUGGGGGCGGGGCUUCUAUGUGGCACCGCUCUGUCAAUCAUCAUUCCGGAGGGGGUGGAGUUAGUGCAGGACUCAUGGAAAGAUCGGUAUUGUUCAUCUGUGGUACAGAGUCAAAAUAUCUCCGAGUCCAAUUCAACACUUCCUCCGGCCGCAGAGAAACCCCUUCGUCCUCACUUAUUCAUAGGAUUGUCUCUUGUCGUGGGCUUUGUGUUCAUGUUUUUGGUGGACCAGAUUGCCAACUACUGCACCAUCCACGAAUCUCAAGCACGCAUGUCCAGUAACUACAGUGUUACUGCAACUCUGGGUUUAGUUAUUCACGCUGCAGCUGAUGGAGUUGCUCUGGGAGCGGCUGUCGUCUCAUCACAGGUGUCUGUUCAGGUGGUCGUGUUUUUUGCUGUAAUUUUGCACAAGGCUCCAGCGGCGUUUGGUUUGGUCUCUUUCCUCAUGCACGCUGGUAUGGAGAGGAAGACCAUUCAGAAGCAUUUACUGGUGUUUUCUGCUGCUGCGCCACUGCUUGCGAUCAGCACUUUUUUCAUCCUGAGCGCGACUAAUGGAUCUUCUCAGAACCGUCUGAGCGUGACAGGAAUCGGGAUGCUGUUCUCAGGCGGGACUUUCUUAUAUGUGGCCACUGUUCAUAUUUUACCUGAAAUCAGCAGCAGAGGACAGCAGCGCUCCUCUUAUGGACACCAUCAUGCAGUAACAGGAGGACACCAGCAGGGGGGAAUGGGAAUACUGGAGAGUCUCACUUUUAUACUGGGAACUGGAUUACCUGUGCUGUUGGCUCUGGGCCUGCCGGAUGAUUGAUUAGUCUGACAAUUAGAUUUAACACAACAAACAGAACCGCUCACGUAUGCUUUAUGUUUGCUCAGGCUGCUUUUAUUACAUUUGUUUUAUCUGCUGACGACAAAGAGAUCUGUUUUUACUUUAUCAGAAUAAAACCUUUACAAAAAUGACCUGUGGUUACCAUGAAUCUCAAAGGGAUAGUUCACCCAAAAAUAAUAAUUCUCAUGUUGUUGCAAACCUGUUUAAAUUUGUUUAAACCAAUCCGAUCAGAAGCCCAGAAGUAUUUUUUUUUCUACUGUGGUUCUCAAUGGGGCUUCUGAUCGGUUUGGUUACAAACAUUCCUUAAAAUAUUUUUCUUUGUGUUGAACAGAACAAAGAAAGUUAUACAGGUUUGUAACAACAUGAGGGUAAGUAAAUAAUGACAGAAUUUUAAUUUUAGGGUGAACUUUCCCUUUAAUAGUUCCCUUAUUCCUUUACCAUUGUAUUUAUUUAAAGUUCCAAAAAUAACGUGUUGAUAUUAUGGUACAAUUUGACAGUGAAGUAUUUUAGGGUACUGGACUCUGAAGUGUUUAUGUGUAUUGGACUUCCUGAUGUAGGGGGGUGGAAACAGUUUGUGUAUUUUUGGCCUCUAUCUGUUUGUGUGUGUUCAAAGCUUUCCUGUUACACAAGUGAAGCUAAAUAGUGAAGUAAGCAAUAUUUACAUAAGAUGCUGCACACCUGGGUAAAGUGUGUUUCUGGUCAUUAUUUCCUGACAAUUCCAGAUGACUUCGCAAAGCUUGUUUUGGAAAUUGUUUGGUUUGCUAGGAAUGACAUCAAUCCUUGACUUGCCAACAUUUGGAUUCCCUAGAAAAAACAUCUGGGAAACAUCUAGAAUCUGUUUGUCCUGCAGUUUUAUUGACACAAAGUUGCAAAACUGUUAUUGUUUGUUAAAUGCGUGUGUAAGCCAAGAAUGUCCUAGUGUUUGUAUUAGGACAGUGGUUCUUAAACUGGGGGCCUAAAAUAAAAAAUGUAUGUUAGAAUUUUAAUACAUUUGAAUUAAAAUGAAGUAACAAAUAAUAAUUUAUAUUUAAAUUAAAUAAAAAUGCCCUAAAAAGCU